AACCUCUACUCACAACUGUUCCGGUUUAAUAUCGGUCCGAUUUUGAUUAUCGACUGUGUUGCGAGGGAAGCUACCGGUCCACUGUUCUUGACUCCAGAUACGAGGGCGUUGAAAUUGAACCAAGAACACCGUCACAGACUCCAUUAAUCCCGCUCUUUUUCUUCACGGCGACGACGAACAAUCUAUACUCUUACCGAGCUUCAUUGUCCUUCUUUUACCAUUCCACUCAUUCACUACCAAUACAAUGCUCAAUCUCACAACCACUUCCAAUAACUUUCUCAAAUCACUUCACACUCUCACCUUCCUUAGACUCACCUCUUCUCUCGCAACCGAACUCGCCUCCUUAAUCAAACAAUCUUCUCCUGCCAAAACCCUAAAUCCUAAACCCCAAACACGAAUGGAGCUUAAACGCUUCCUCGAACUCCGAAUCAAAAAACGCGUCAAAUCACAACGCUCCACCAACAACGGUAAGUUUCAUAACUUAAUCAAAAACGUCAUUUCCAAUCCCCAAACACUCCGCGACGCUUACAACAUCAUCAAAAUCAACUCCAACACAAUCGUUCACCCCGUAACCGUUUCCUCAAAACGCGGCGAAAAUAGUGGAGACUCCACAAAACGCUACGAAGAUAACGAAAACGGUUAUUUCAUCGAUGACGUGGCACAACGGAACGGAGACUGUUAUUUCAUUGAUGACGUGCCACAACGGAACGGAGAUAGUUAUUUCAUUGAUGACGUGGCACAGCAGCUUAACGAAGGUAGUUUCGACGUGAACGCAAAUACUUAUUCAAUGUCAACGAGAAAAAAGAAGAAGAAAAAAGAAUUGAAAGAGGAAGAUGAGUUAUUGUUAGUGCUUCCUAAUUUGAAGUUGAGAGUUGUUCAGGAAGCGUUGAGGAUUGUGUUGGAAGUGAUUUUCAAGCCAAAUUUCUCUAAGAUUUCGCACGGUUGCCGGAGCGGAAGGGGCCGGGAGGCGGCGUUGAAGUACAUAUGCAAAAGUGUGUUGAGUCCUGAUUGGUGGUUUGCUUUGCUUGUGGAAAAGAAAUUUGAUUGUUUAUUGAUGGAUAAGUUAGUUUGUGUAAUGGAGGAUAAGAUAGAGGAUGGUUUUUUGUUUGAUUUGAUUAAAAGUAUGUUUGAUGCUAAUGUGUUGAAUCUUGAGUUUGGUGGUUUUCCUAAGGGACAUGGUUUACCACAAGAAGGUAUUUUGUCACCUAUUUUGAUGAAUAUUUAUCUUGAUUUAUUUGAUAGUGAAUUUCAUAGGUUGUCGAUGAAAUACGAAGGUGUAGGUGGUGGUGGAGAGCUUUUUGAUGGAGAUAAGCCGCGCUCUGCAUUGCGCGGUUGGUUUCGUAGAGAGUUGGAUGGUGGUGGUGUUGAGAAUUCUAGUGUUAAAGUUUAUUGUGUUAGGUUUAUGGAUGAGAUUUUUUUCGCAGUUUCUGGUUCUAGGGAUUGUGCUGUCAAUUUUAAGUUUGAGAUUGAGAGUUAUCUAAAAGAAUCUUUGAUGUUGGAUGCUGGGGGUGGUCGAACCGAUGUGCUGCCAUGUGUAGGUGCUAGCAGUGUUCGGUUUUUGGGGGCAUUGAUAAAAAGAAAUGUUGAAGACAGUCCUGCUGUGAAAGCAGUUCACAAGUUGAAAGAUAAAAUUGAGAUGUUUGCUUUGCAGAAGCUUGAGGCUUGGAAUUAUGGGACGGUUAGAAUAGGGAAGAAAUGGUUAGGCCAUGGUUUGAAGAAAGUCAAGGAAUCAGAGAUCAAACAUUUAGCUGAUAAUAGCUCUACCCUAAAUAGGAUUUCAUGUUACCGAAAGCCUGGGAUGGAAACUGAUCAUUGGUAUAAGCACUUGUUGAAGAUAUGGAUGCAGGAUGUUCAAGUGAGAAAUGCCAAAAGCGAAGAAAAUGUCUUGUCUAAGUUCGUUGGAGAGCCGGCUCUUCCGCAAGAGCUAACGGAUUCCUUUUACGAGUUUAUGAAGCAGACAGAGAAGUAUAUAUCUUGUGAGGCAGAUUCUAUUGUCAAGCUUUUGGGAAAUAAUAACGGUUCGACAGAACAGGUGAUAGCUAAAACCGAGAUUAUCGCUCCUGUCUAUGCCAUAAAAAAGCGUCUCGAGAGAUAUGGAUUAACUACAUCACAUGGAUUCUCACGAUCUGCUAAUUUGCUUGUCAUGCACGAUACAAGUGAAAUAAUUGACUGGUUUUCAGGGAUUGCUUGCCGCUGGCUGAAAUGGUAUGAAGAUUGUGCUAACUUUAAUGAAAUAAAGUUUUUGAUAUCGGAUCAAAUUAGGAAAUCAUGCAUUCGUACUUUAGCAGCAAAGUAUCGGAUACAUGAAACGGAGAUAGAAAAGCGGUUUGAUGAAGAACUAAGUAGGCUUCCACCAUCGCAGGACACGGAGAACGAGAUGAUGAAUGAAGUAUUGGGUGUUCAAGUUUUUGACAACGAUGAGGCGUUAACGUACGGAAUUGCAUAUAGUGGUUUGUGUUUGUUGUCACUGGCAAGAAUUGUGACCCAAGCAAGACCAUGUAAUUGUUUUGUACUAGGGUGCUCAGCUCCAGCACCAAGAGUGUAUACUCUUCAUGUAAUGGAAAGGCAAAAGUCUCCAAGCUUGAUGACUGGGUUUUCAACUUGCAUUCAUCCAAGCUUAAAUAAACGGCGACUAGGGUUGUGUAAGCAGCAUUUGAGGGAUUUGUAUCUUGGUCAUAUAUCACUUCAGUCCAUUGACUUUGGUGAAUGGAAGUGAGUUUCUUCAGUUUUAUCAGGAACUUUAUCAGGAUGUUUGGUUUGAACUUUGGUCAUCACGUGUUACUUCCUAUGUAGCACCAAUGUCUCGGAAUGAAGGCGUGUCCGGUUAUCCUACUCGUGUUCGACACUGACAUGACUUCGACACAUGUGUUCAUUCAACUCAAACAAUAAUUCUCAAUGAAUAUCCACUAUCCUAUCCCUCUCUCUUAUAACCAAUCCCCUUGAAUCAGCAAACAUCUUGCAACCCCACCUCCCGUUUUCCUCAUGUAACUUUAUCAAGUAAUGGGCCUACUAGGAUAUACUGCUAUAGUUGGGUCGUUUGUGUCAUAAGGCCCAAGAUUCCUAUCAAUGUAUUACUUCCUAUGUAUCACCAACGCCUUGGAUUGAAGAAGUGUCUGGUGUCCUACAGGUGUUCGACACUGACACGGCGUCGGCAAAUGUGUUCAAUUAAUUCUAUUUGCUUAAUUUAAUACCGGUGUCAGCAUAUCAUUGCCGUGUUCAGUGUCUAUGUCAUUGCUUCAUAUAGAUUACUUCACUUUAUGAAGAUGAAGGUUCUAUUGGUAAUGAGUUGCAGAGACAGGAUUCAAUACUUACUACUUCCUUUGUUUUCAACGAACCAGGGUAACUCUUUCCUUUGUUUUCAAUGACUCAGCUGUUAGUUUUACUUAAGGUCUUAAAGCAUUUGUAAUGCAGGUCAAGGUGCUUUUUCUAGUACUUAUGGAUCUAUGUCGCCGAACAUCUGGGCUGCAACACCCCUUGCCAGUUUCUCAGGUGGGGAAUAGCAACAUUCAGGUUCGUCUGCAUUAUAUUGACGGGAACUACACUGCACUGCCAGAGGUUGUUGAAGCAUCCCUUGGCCCACAUAUGCAGAACAUGCCUCGCCCUAGAGGUGCAGAUGCUGCUGGUCUUCUACUUCGUGAGCUAGAACUCUCCAGCAGAAGAGUGGCAUCGACGUAAUACAUUUGGUGGACCUUAGACUGAUUCAAAUGAUGAAGAUUGUGCAAAUGAUUCACCAAAAUUAGUUAGUUUAAGUCCACUUGAUUCCAGUUCGUUGGAAAAUAGUGAUGUCUAUUAUGCAGCCAAGGGAUUGUGGCCAAGGAAGCACAGGAUGUCUGAGCGAGAUGCAGCUUUUGGGUUGAACACUUCAGUGGGUCUGGGAGCUUAUCUUGGUAUAAUGGGUUCUCGAAGAGAUGUUGUUACUACACUAUGGAAGACCGGCCUUGAAGGGGUCUGGUACAAGUGUAUAAGAUGUCUGCGGCAGACUUGUGCUUUUGCUUCACCUGGUUCCACCAACCUUCCUAAUCAAAAUGACCGGGAAAUUUGGUGGGUCAGCCGCUUGGAUAUGGCUGUCCAAUGUGUGGUGGAAGAUGGGCUAGAGUUGUAUAGCCCAUAUCAACAAUUGUUGUUCUUGGUUGAGGGAAGAAACGCAUAUAAUUGUGGCCAACUGUAGAAACUGAAUGUGUAGAUGAAAUGCUGAUGGGAAUGGUACAGGGAAGAAGAGAUGUAGAUUUAUCUGACAGGCGUGUUGUGUUGUAUGCGGUCAUUGUUGUUGAUCGAAAGAAAAUUUAAUUUCUUGUUCGACUGAUCACCUUGCUGGGUUCCAACUAUUCUAAAGUUUUAUGGGUAUUGAUAAUUUUUUUUGCUAAUUGCAACCUAAUUUAGUCAGAGGAUGUUGACAGUUUCAUCUGCAUUUUUUUCACUACUCAAGCCACACUUACCUAAUCUGAUCAGCCAUGUCUUCAGAUGGUGACCAUCAUAUGCCUCUAGGCUAAGAUUCUCUAACGAAACGUGCAUAAUCAUCAAAAGAGUUCUAGUUAUUCUUAAAUAAUUAGAAAAUAUAUUAGUAUGAUUGUUGUUGUCAAUUAUAUAAUGAUCAUCAAAAUUAUAUAUGUAACUUAUUUAAUCUAUGUAGUGUUUAUAAUUAAUUAGAUAUAGUAUGA
This is a messenger RNA of Cicer arietinum (chickpea), 4658 nucleotides long. The record is from RefSeq and is a predicted model, not a curated record. NCBI's taxonomy places the organism in Eukaryota, Viridiplantae, Streptophyta, Magnoliopsida, Fabales, Fabaceae.